Molecule: messenger RNA, 477 nt
Organism: Zygosaccharomyces rouxii
Lineage: Eukaryota; Fungi; Ascomycota; Saccharomycetes; Saccharomycetales; Saccharomycetaceae
Product: SH3 domain-containing protein
Exons: 1
Coding region: 1-477 (158 amino acids)
Biological process (GO): protein transport to vacuole involved in ubiquitin-dependent protein catabolic process via the multivesicular body sorting pathway
Cellular component (GO): ESCRT-0 complex
Molecular function (GO): protein binding
Source: RefSeq, a predicted model, not a curated record
AUGGGUGGUGAAUUUGUGGAAGCUAUUUACAGAUUUGAUCCUCAACAGGAGGGUGACUUAGCAUUACAUCCAGGUGAUAAGAUUGAAGUUUUGGAAAAACCAUCUCCAGAAUGGUUUAGAGGUAGAUGCAACGGUAGAGUUGGUAUGUUCCCAUCCAACUAUGUGAAACCAGCAUUUAGCGGUGGAUUUGACAGACCUGCAGCCCCACCUCCACCACAAUACGAUCAAAAGGCCAUGGCCUCACAACCUAGUGGUGGUAAUGCUAUGUGGCAACAACCAUCUCCAUACCCACCUCCAUCUACUAACUACUACCAACCACCACCACCACAGCAACAACAGCCACAACCUAUGGUUGUCCAGCAAGAACAGGGCAAGCGCCAUCACGGUUUGGGUAAAUUUGGUAGUAAGUUGGGUAAUGCUGCCAUCUUCGGUGCUGGUGCCACGUUGGGUAGUGAUUUGAUUAAUUCCAUCUUCUAA